This is a messenger RNA of Chelonia mydas (Green sea turtle), 5986 nucleotides long. It is a transcript of the gene EDC3, whose product is annotated as enhancer of mRNA decapping 3. Lineage: Eukaryota; Metazoa; Chordata; Testudines; Cheloniidae. The record is from RefSeq and is a predicted model, not a curated record. Gene Ontology annotation, molecular function: mRNA binding. Gene Ontology annotation, cellular component: P-body. The coding region runs from base 432 to 1958 and encodes 508 amino acids. Gene Ontology annotation, biological process: P-body assembly; deadenylation-independent decapping of nuclear-transcribed mRNA. The transcript is spliced from 7 exons.
CGGGCGCGAUCCCCCUGUCCACGGGCGCAGCCCCCUUCUUUAAUUCGUUCUCCUCGUGGCUCUUCUCCCUGUCAAGGAGUCGGACAACCUGGUGCAUUUCAGCGGGGCAGCUCUUCUGCCUCCCCUCCCCCCCCCCUCCCUUUCGCCUCAGCAGCCCCAGAGCUGCUGCUCCGGGGGGCGGGGGGGAGUUGAGUCCCUUUUCCUGUUUUUGAUGAGCGCCGAAGCUCCUGUAUUUCCCCGUGGCCCUUUGAAAUCUCCCAGCGUGAGUGAUCAUAGAUCCGGGCCUGGGUGCAUUUUUUUGCUUUCAAGGGAGAGUGAUUAAAAACAGGCCUGUCUUCUUCUGGAUGAAGAUGUAAGUGAGCAUCCAUCCAUGGGAUCCUAGUCGUCCAUGCUCAUAACACACACAUAAUGAGUGAUCACGUAUCAGAAGUAUGGCUACAGACUGGCUUGGAAGCAUUGUGUCCAUUAACUGUGGAGACAGCCUGGGAGUCUAUCAGGGACGAGUGUCGGCUGUGGAUCAGAUCAGCCAGACCAUCUCCCUGACGCGGCCUUUCCAUAAUGGGGUCAAGUGCCUUGUGCCAGAGGUCACCUUCAGGGCAGGUGAUAUUACUGAGCUAAAGAUUCUGCAGAUCCCAGGUCCUGGGGACAGCAAACAGAGUGGGGACCUGCAGCAUACCGAACUGGGCAUCCCUGGCGUUGGGUGCCAAGUGGGUACCAAUCAAAACGGCACUGGCAAAUUGCUAAAGAAGCCUACCUCUUCCAGCAGUGCCCCCCAGGCUAUCCCAAGGAGAACGGACAUGAAAAAUCAGGAAGUUGUCAUCUCCCCACAACAGCAACAGUGCUCUAAGAGCUACAUGGACCGACAUUUGGAAUCCUUGAAUCAGUCCAAAGGUUUCCGUCGUAGACACAACUCCUGGUCAUCCAGCAGCCGCCACCCAAACCAGGUGACUCCAAAGAAGAGUGGCCUGAAGAACGGGCAGAUGAAGAGUAAAGACGAUGAGUGUUUUGGAGAUGACAUUGAGGAAAUCCCAGACACAGAUUUUGAUUUUGAAGGGAAUCUGGCUCUUUUUGAUAAGGCAGCAGUGUUUGAAGAGAUUGACACUUAUGAGAGGAGGAGUGGCACUCGCUCCAGGGGUACCCCCAACGAGAGGCCAGCUCGCUACCGGCAUGACGAGAAUAUCCUGGAAUCAGAGCCCGUCGUCUACAGACGGAUCGUCGUACCCCAAAAUACUAACAAGGAAUUCUGCACUGACUCUGGGCUAGUCGUCCCAAGCGUCUCUUAUGAACUGCACAAAAAGGUGCUUUCAGUAGCUGAGAAACACGGCCUGACUCUGGAGCGCAGACUGGAGAUGACUGGGGUGUGCGCCAGCCAGAUGGCAUUGAGUCUGCUCGGAGGACCCAACAGGUUGAAUCCUAAAAAUGUUCACCAGCGACCCACGGUGGCUCUGCUGUGCGGCCCCCACGUGAAGGGGGCCCAGGGAAUCAGUUGUGGACGGCAUCUUUCCAACCAUGACGUUCAUGUCAUUCUCUUCCUGCCCAACUUUGUCAAGAUGCUGGAAUCCAUCACUAAUGAGCUGAACCUCUUCAGCAAGACCCAAGGCCAGCAGGUGUCCAGUGUCAAAGAUCUCCCAGAUACUCCUGUUGACCUGGUGAUAAACUGCCUGGAUUGUCAUGAAAAUGCUUUCCUGAGAGAUCAGCCUUGGUACAAAGCAGCUGUGGACUGGGCCAACCAGAACCGAGCCCCUGUCCUCAGCAUAGACCCUCCUAUGAGUGAAAUGGAGCAGGGCAUUGAUGCCAAGUGGUCACUGGCCUUGGGCCUGCCCCUGCCACUGGGUGAGAGGGCAGGGCGAGUAUAUCUGUGCGACAUUGGCAUUCCGCAGAAAGUCUUUCAGGAAGUGGGAAUAAACUACCACUCACCCUUUGGCUGCAAAUUCGUCAUUCCAUUGCAUUCAACAUAGAGCAGACCCUGCAGUGUAUCAGCCCUGGAGGGGGAGAUGGGGCGGAGUCCUGCCUAGCAAGCUGUAUAAAGGAUCCUGACAAGUAAACUCUUGACGCCUUAAGGAUGUGAAGUGCUGGAGUUUUCUUCCAGAAGAAAUAUGCGUAUUAAAAACAAAAAAAUUAAGGGAGCAAAUGUUACUGCAAGAUGCUUUCUCUCUCUCCCUCAUGCCAUUGGAUGAAGGAAUGUGGAAGAAGCUGGUAUCUAACACUGGGAAAGGCAGCACCUGCUGCCCAGCACCUAGUCACCAGGCAGAGAAUGGUUAAAGUGGGUGAGAGGGUUUGUUUACAGAUGCAAGUGACUGUCAGACAGCUUGGAGGUUUACAAGAUGAUGCUCUGUUUUUUUUAGUACUUCUGGGGGGGGGGAGGGGGGAGAAUUUGUGCCCAGCAGGGGGCCCCUUUCAGGAGCAGUACCCCUCAAUGAUAAUGUAGAAAUGUCUUUGUUGCAGUUUUACUGUUUUGAUUUUGUUCUUUGUUUUCUUUUAUGUUCAUGAGAGCAAUUAUAGUUAAAUCUCUUCCUGGAGCUGCCAGGCCCUUGUGGAUGGGGCUCCCUAUUUAGAAAGCGGGUGUAAAGCUUUUGUUCCUUGACUGCUUGCUGAGUGAAUGCUGCCCGGAGUGAGGUGUUUACCAUGGUGUCCUUCCACCAGACAGUGCUUUGGGAAAGGCAUUUUCCUAAGGUGGGUUUUAUUUCUCCAGUGAGCUGAGUAACCUCAGUGAUUCGGAGAAGAUGCGAGGGGAACAGGCAGAUGUUACCCUCUUUUCUUUAAUACCUUGUGCUCAGCACAGGUAGUGUUUGGAUAUAUUAUUGUAGAGCCUCAGUAGCCACCCGCAGCACACCCUGCACCUGAAUGCUAUGCUUCACAAGAUAUAUAAUGUUCCAGUCCCUUUGGGAGCAACAGCCACGUCUGGGGGAGGAUUCUCCCUCUGAAAAAGCAUAUGUGCUUUGUUCUAAUGCACUGUUCCACAUGGAUCUCAAUGGAGUCAGUGGAAAUCAUAGGGCACUUGCCUCCCCUGGUUAUGCAAACUGUAAAGAUGAGUCAAAUGCUGUUUGUCUUAGUAUGCAAAGACAGCUGCGUGUGUGCUCUCCUCUCCGUUAGGGGGGUGUUAUGGAAGGCUUAGUUAACUCUUUCCUGGAGGAAUCUUCCUCCAGGCCUGCUUGUCCGCUCCGUGUAGCAUUACUAACUGUAUGGCCUCCUGGGCACAGAUGAUGUUGGUAGGGCUACAGCGAAUGCUAUUGUGCUUGGCAAGCUGAUGUGUUUAGGCUGCCUUCAGAAGCAUUGGCAGUAUUGCUCCUGCAUGCACUAGUGCACUGAAAUCUGGUCCCCUAUGCCCCCGGCAUCACCACUGGUAGUGACCACUGUUAUAUCAUGCGGCUUUCAGAAAGCUUUGAGCUUUCCAGUGACAUCACACUUGAGGGGAAGGUCAGAAAACUCUGACCUGAAUUACUGUAGGUAGUCUCACCCUGUUUAUUUUGCUAGCUGGUUUUAGGCUGCCGAUUUUUUUUCCUAUAUGCUGCAAGGAAAGCAUUUGUCUUCAUGACACUGCCUCGAGUAAGAAGUGAUUUGAUGAAUCUUUGGGUGGCUCUGUAGAUUUAUCAUGCUGGACCUUUUAUUGUCUCUAAAAGUGCCAAACUAUCAGUGGCUAGUGAUGAGAAAUAUUAAACUUGGACCAAAACAGUGCUCUCUGCCUGAGGGGUUCUGAGCUUUCCAAAUUUCCUGUAGAGGCAGAGAAGAGAGAGGUGAGGAAUCCUUGAGUCCUGUCCUAGCAAAACAGAGCUAAGUUCCUCUGCUACUGUUUGCUGGGAGCAUAGGCUGUGCUUAAAGUUCAAAGUUCUGCCUUCAGCAUGGGGCUCUACUGGCCUGGUAGGUCUGUCUGGCACUGACGGACUUCAAAGCUUCUGCUGGUGCCUUUCCCAGGGGAGCAAGAUCUUCUUUUGCUGAAGUGUAGAGCAGCUGUUCUGUGUGAAACAAUUGCAGCUACUGCUUGGGUAUUCAGUAACUGAACUCAUGAAGAAACUGCAUGCAGAGCACCCUAUUCAACCAGCUGGGUUAUGGGGGGAUACAAGUCUGGCACUUGAAUAGUGACAGGAUUUUUAACAUAAAUCAUAGAAGAGCUGAGUGCACCAAGCAAGGUAAAAAAAGAGGGUGGCUGGGAAGAGACUUCCAGUGUCAAAAGGAAAUAAGAUUGUUUACCUGAGCAGUGUUCCAAGUUACUGAAGUAUGAGAAAAUACACCAGCCUAAUCUGCAGAGCACUAUUGAAUGGACCCUGCGGGAGGUGGCAAGCUUUCAUUUCAUCCCACAGGGUUUGGGCAGGGGCCUUGGAGAAUAGCCCUGCUCUUAUUCCAUGGUACAUUUGGUAUCUAGGCAGCUGUAUAAGGUCUUGUUAAAGGACUUCCCAUGCCAAACAGCACAGAACUCAUCUACCUCAUGAGGAUAAAGGGCCUGUGGUUCAGCACAUUUCUCAAUGUGGAGGGUUAGACUACUAAACUGUGUCCACUGGUUUAUGCUUAAUGGCCUUAGUGCUAACACAGAUGCUCAAUGACUAAACUCUUCCCUAACGUAAUGGGGUGUAACAGGCUGUAGUUGUGUGGGUUUCUCUGCAAGGCUAGAGCACCUAUGCCUUAGGUAAAACACUAGUUUCAGCUUAAUGCAACAGCAUUUAAUAAGGGAUAGCACUUGCCUAGCAAGCAGUGCUGGUUAGUGACAGCAUGGUAAGGGGUUAUCCUUUUAAAAUAAACACAACCCAAGGUUUUUCUUUGCCUUUCUCCUGUAGAUCAAAGAGCCUCUGCAGCCAGCUUUAGUUUAAGGUACUGAGGAGGUAGCAACUGCCUAAUCCCUGUACCUGUAACUAACUGCCUUGUUUUCACCUUCUUUUAUAAAAGCAGAGCUAUCACCUGUAAGAAAACAGCCUGCUGUUUGUCUCCUCUCCUAUAUUGCUUCUUAAACUUGUCCAGCUUGAAGGUUGGUUAUUCAACUCUGUCCUUUGUGAGCAGGGUAUAAGUUUUGAAGGGGGUAAGAAGCACUUAAUUUUUUCUUUGAAGUGUGCAUCAGUGGCUGAGGUCCUACCAGCCAUAUUAGAAGGGGUAGCAAGAAUUGCUCAAAGGUUAUUUUUUAAAUAAAGAAUUAAAGUAGUCACUGUUAUUGCUGCCACAGCACUUGAUGCCUCUGGGCAAGCGACAGGAUUUUAAGUAAGGGUGUGGGCAUUGACAGAUUCUAGAUUGACUCAUCUCAAGCACAACUAAGCAGCUUUGGGACAAAUUUUGUGUGUUACUAUGUUAAACUUAAUAAUACAUUCUCCCUUCUAAGUAGCACAAGGGUAAGGGUGCUUGCUUUUCUUCUGACAAGCAGAGUUGUAUUCUUGCCAGAGGAAUGAAAUCACUGGCCUUGUCCUAGACCAGAUGCAUUUUGUUGCACAUCCAUGUGAUCAAGUCUUUAGGAUUCUUGGUCCUUUUAUUGUCAUACAGCUACUGCAGACCUGGAUGCAAUAGACAACAGCAGGAAGGGAUACAGCCUCCCCCUGCCUCAUUUGUCAGAGCUCUUCGUUAAGAUGCAGGCUUUAAGGGAUGUUAACUUUUAGUGUUUGUCAAGAUGUGACCAUUUCCACCAGUGUGUCAGGACUCAGUGGAGUAAAUACUCAGGAGCUGACUUCCCAGGGCCCAGGAAAAGCAGCUGCCUGUAAAUAAGCACUGGAAUGGACUUUGCUUCUCCAGAAAGCAGAAAUGCAACUUUCACUGCUCUGUAGUAACCAGCAGUAGAUUUAAGUUCUGCAUCAUUCCCUCACAGCUUGUCAUAAGAAAACAUGCACCCUCUUUUAGCAGCCAUGGAAAAAGCCCUGGCUUCAGGCACCCAGUUCAAAGACAACUGCACCCUAACUCUGUGUAAUCAAGUCAAUGCUUCAGUCAUAUCAUCAUUACAAACACUGUUGUUCCAGAAUUCAUGCAGCAGCUGGGGUAAUACCAGCCUUGAAAUAAAGUGCAACUAUUCACAUGU